UGUCUCUUUGCCAGUGUCAUGGUUUUUGUGUUCAUCUUUGUUUUUGUUUGCAUAUUAGCGUGGAUCAUACUUCAGUGAUCCGCCUAUGCGAAAGUUCUGCAGUCUAGGAGGAAGGGAUUGUCAUACUUUUCUUAAGUCAUGAUGAAGUCAGAUAUGAAUAACCCGAAUCGAGAACACUGAUCAACAUGCUGCUGCGCAGCGACUGCGCUUUACUGCUAUUCUUCCUGCACUGUUCCUCGGUUAAUCUUGGAAAUGGUCAGACUCUGUUAUUGGCUUUGCGGAAGGAAAUUCAAGUUAUUGAAGCGAGCGGUGGUCGCAAAGGAAAUGUCACGAGCCGAUCGUUGAUAUCGGUUAACCUGGAUGAUACCAUAUCCGUUGAUUUCCACUUCCGCCGAAAUCUAGUUUGUUGGGGUGAUCGUCAUUCUGCCCUGAUUGAUUGCGCAAAAGUUGAACCCCGUCCUUCAUCGACAGGUUGGGCUGCCCAAGAUAUACAUCCUGUCGCUCGAAAGAAAGCAUCUCCGGAUGGCAUCGCAAUCGAUUGGGUUAACGACAAAAUCUAUUGGACUGACGUUGGGGUUGACGCAAUUGAAGUUUGCAAUCUGGACGGCUCGAAGCAGCGAAGGCUGUACUGGAAAAAUAUUCAAGACCCUCGAGCUAUCGCUCUUGUUCCAAGUGAAGGUUUAUUGUUCUGGACAGAAUGGACAGAGAAGGCAAAGGUUGAAAGAGCUGGUAUGCACGGAGAUGAAGCAUCGAGAUACGUCUUGGAAGACGAACGAAUAUUCUGGCCCAACGCCUUGACUAUUGAUUAUGCUGGCCGCAAGGUUUACUGGGCGGAUGCUGAGUUGAAAUUCAUAGCUUCCAUGGAUUAUGAUGGAACAAAUAAGCGCUACUUCGGCGAAAACCUGCUCAGUCAUCCAUUCGCAAUUUCAUUCCAUCGCGGCAAACUUUUUUGGAGCGACUGGAACCCGGGCACGAUUGACACCUGUGAGGUUGCCGCGAAUUGCAGCAGGAUCCGCAAAAUAUUGAAUCGUCGAGACCCUAUGGACGUGCAAGUUUGGGACAUCGAAAGACAACCUGUAAAUUUUUCUCCGUGUUCCAAUAACAACGGAGGAUGUUCAGACCUGUGUCUUGCUGCGCCAAAGCCACAGCAAUAUGCCUGUGUUUGUCCCACGGGUAUUCGGCAACUGAGCGAAAAAACAUGUGACCAAAGCUACUCAAAAUUCCUUUUGUUGGCUCGACGUUCGGAAAUUCGGAUGAUAUCUUUUGAUACCACGGAUCGCAUGUCAGUGAAUAUCCCCUUGACUGACGUGACUGCGGCAAAUAUUGUUGAGUUCGAUCCUGUGGAAAAACGUAUUUAUUGGAUUGAGGAAAAGGAGCGGGCGAUACGAAGUUGUUCGAUGGAUGGGACCGAUGAGAAAUUCAUCACUUCAAGUAGUUUGGAUAGACCUGAAGAUCUCGCUAUUGACUGGGUUAGUCGGAAUCUAUACUGGACUGAUGGAGGAACGAAGAAAAUCGUGGUUUCGAAGUUAGAUGGCUCCUCAUAUCUAGACAUUGUUGAAAACUUGCGAGAUCCAAAGGCAAUUGCAGUAGACGUCAUGUCCGGGAUCAUGUUCUGGACGGACUGGGGGGAUAAACCUUCUAUCGAGAAAGCAAGGAUGACUGGAGCGGAGAGAACUAUACUAGCUAACAAAGAUCUAAUCUUACCUCGAGGAAUCGUUGUUGAUCCGUCGAAAUCACGCAUAUUUUGGGUUGAUUCGAAGCUGAAGUACAUUGAGAGUAUGUCUUACGAUGGAAGCGGAAGAAAAAUAAUCAUGGCGGAAUUAAAUCUGCCGUUCGCAGCCACCAUACUUGAAGAUAAACUCUAUUGGACGGAUUGGAUUUUGAGGAGUGUGGAUGGUAUUGAUAAAGAUACUGGAGAGAAUCGAGCGUUAGUUCUCAACCUUCCCGAUAUUAUGGGUAUCAAAGGUAAGGAAACACAUAUUCCUGCCUUUCACUCGCAUUUCCUGCGUCACUUACGCAACUUUACUUCCUUUUUAGCGGUGAACAUGGACGAAUAUCGAAUAAUGAAACCGCGGGCAAAGGAGUCAUCAAAAUGUGCUGUCAAAAACGGGGGGUGCUCACAUUUAUGCUUGAAUAACGGAUUGGAUGCGCCUCUUGUUUGCAAAUGUCCGAAGGGCUGGUCGUUCAUUUCUGGAAUUUGCAAACCCCCUCCGGCUUUCCUGAUUUAUUCCUGCCGUUAUGAUAUCCAAACCAUUUCGCUGGAAACGUUCAAGCACGGAAAUUUACCCCUGAGUGGGAUUGAAGACGCUGGAUCGCUUGAUUAUCUCUACGAAGAACAACGAAUUUUCUGGGCCGAUACGAAAAUAGGAGCGAUUUCUCGAGGCUUUUUAAAUGGCUCCGGAGUGGAACAAAUCGUACAAGUCGGAGUGAAAUAUUUAGAAGGAAUGGCGGUUGACUGGAUAUCACGAAACAUAUAUUGGGCUGAUUUGGGCAGUCAUCGUAUCGAAAUGGCUCAACUCGAUGGGAAAUCGAGAAAGGUUUUGAUUUGGAAGGACAUUGAAUCGCCGCGUUCCCUGGCCGUAAAUCCUUUGCAUGGUUAUCUGUAUUGGAGCGAGUGGAGUGAACAUAAACCGCGCAUUGAGCGAACUACGUUGGAUGGUACCAAGCGAACGACUCUGAUUGAUGACGUGGGCCGAUCAAACGGGCUCACGAUAAGUUAUGACGAGCAGAGAUUGUACUGGAUGGAUGUUGACGGGAAACGAAUUGAAAGUGCUGACCUCGAUGGACGAAACAGACGAACUCUUAUAACUGAUGGGCUUCGUCAGCCCUUUGGAAUGACGCAGUUCGGUGAUUUUGUCUAUUGGACGGACAUUGAAAAAGACUCUGUGGAAAAGGCUUCUAAAGACGGGCAAAUACGGACGACUGUGGGAGCAAAUUUAACGUAUCCAAUGGACAUACUAGUGUAUCACGAAUCUCGACAGCGUGGGACCAACGCUUGUGCAUUUGGAAAUGGCGAUUGUUCUCAUUUAUGCGUGCCUAAACCGCGAUCCAGUUUGCACCUGAAAGACGAGCCGAUGGACAGAAUUUGUGCGUGUCCCACGCACUACGCAUUGACGCAAGCUGGUGGCACCACUUGCGUGGGGCCUACUAGUUUCGUGCUGUUCAGCCAAAAAGAUCGGAUCAGCAGGGUUGUGAUGGAUACUGACGAUUGUCCGGAUAUUGUUUUGCCGAUUCGAGAUUUGAAACAAGUUCAAGCUAUUGCCUACGAUCAGCGAAACGAGCUCAUUUAUUGGAUUGACGGAAAGUCUCAUUCGAUUCGCUUUUCUCCGGAAAAUGGGACGCAUGGGAAACUUUUCGUUGGGACAAAUGGAAACGAGUUAUACCAUCCCUAUGAUCUGGUUUAUGAACCUGUGACGGAUUUGGUGUUCUGGAGUUGUGCGAAACGUGACGUUAUCAACGUGACGAGAGCGGUUGAUGGAAAGCCAAUUGGCGUUAUUGUUGGAGAUGGGAAGGAUUCUGCGCAGAAACCGCGCUCCCUCGGUGUUCAUUCCAUCAAAGGGUACGCAAUUUUGUCAGUGGAUUUUCUCUUCGAAGCGAAAUUUCAUCCUGAGUUUGAAGGUCGCUUCAUUGCAAUUUAUGGAAAUUUCGAUGAUUUGUCGUAUACAAAUCAGCGUGCUCAGAACACGUUUGAGAAAAUUUUUAUUCCGAUGCACGGCACGUUCCAGAGCAUUGACCUAGGAAGGGUUUUGCAAUGCAGUAAUUAUUAUUCCGUUGCUUCUUCUUAUGUGACACCAUGUAGUCUGUUGUUCUGGACGGAUUUGGCUGGCCCAGUGUACAUUCGGAGAAGCAACUUUGAUGGCUCGAAUGGUUCUAUCGUCAUCAAAGAAAAUUUGGUGCAGCCGACUGCUAUUGCAGUUGACCACCGAGAGGAUUUGAUUUUUUGGGCCGAUCGAGAACACAGAAAGAUUGAGAAGGCGACGAUUGACGGACAUUCGAGGGAGACAUUGAUCGAGCAUGGGAUAUAUUCCCCGAUCUCGCUGACGGUUCUCGGUAACUUCCUCUACUGGGUUGACUUUGACGAUCAAACACUUGAACGAGCGCCAAAGGCGCGGAGUGGCGAAGGUGUUGCCGUAUUGAGUAGACUGGCCGAAUUGACUGACAUUGUGAGCGUAGAUAUUCUCCCACCGAAACUGUUGGAAGCCAGUCCGUGUCGUUCGGGCCGGAAUCGAUGCUCACACUUGUGUUUGGUGGACUUCGGCACAGUUACUGAUUUCGUGAGGGGGACGGAUGGGGUAGCAAGGGGACGACCCAUGUUGACACCGAGAUGUGCAUGUCCUAGAGGACUGAUGUUGGACUCCGAUGGUAUCACAUGCGUCGGAAUUGUACCUUGCCGAGCAGAUUAUUUUGCUUGCGGAAGCGGCGACUGUGUUCUUCAGGCGAAAAGGUGUGAUGGAAAGCAUGAUUGCCCGGACGGAAGUGAUGAAGUCAACUGCCCAGCUUGUGCUGAUAACUUCUUCCGAUGCGAUGACGGAACUUGCAUGGGCAUCAGCAUGGUUUGUGAUCGCAUUCGUCACUGUGUGGACGGGAGUGACGAGACGCCGUCAGCCUGCAGUUCAAUCAGCCUGAGCGCUGGUGGAGCCUCCGCCGCAUCGCCAGCUGCAGCUGCCAUUCCGCCAGCGCCUGCGCCAAGCAACGCUGUGACCUUGGCGAUUGUUAUCUUUGCGUGCCUUCUUGUGUUCUUCGGUGUCCUAGCUGUAGCCUAUUUCUGGCGCACGAAUCGGUCCCAGUUGGACACAACCUCGGUCCGAGCCGACGUCGGCAAUGGCCACAUGACGGGCUUCGACAUGCGCAGCCGUGGAACCGGCAGAAGUCAAUCGAGUCUUAACUCCUGCAUGACUUACGCCGCGCUAUUGCAAAGUAGUAACAACGGCAAUUGCGUUCAAGUCCCGACACCCGCAGUAGCGUCUUCGUAUGAUCGGAACCGCGUGACGGGCGCGUCGUCGUCUUCGAGCAGUGGGGCAGUGGCACCCUCUGGCCCACCACCGUCGCCUGCUAGUGCCGUCAAGCUUUCGUAUGGGUCGCCGAGUUCGCCGCGUAUGCGGGUCCGUAGGGGACCACCGCCACCACCAACGACUCCGUGUACGACGGAUGCUUGCGACGAAAGUGACUGCGCGGUUGGCAAGUAUUUUGAGUUGGAUCCACCGCCGCCGACGCCUGCAUUGUGGCAUACUUUGUCUGACGUGUCGGACUGUCCACCGUCUCCGGCGACUGAGCGGUCAUAUUUCAAUCCUCAGCCUCCGCCGCCGUCGCCCGAACCCACAUCGCUGCACCCGUUUUUGCCCGACUCGUGAUUUAUCGUGUGUUCCACAUUGUGUUGGUAAUUUUGUUUUCCACUUAUGUUUGUGAACCUCAGCACGGAAAAAUGCUCGUGUUUGCACGUCAGUAUUGCAGCAAAUUGUUGCCGAAUAGUUUUGCACAAUUUAAGAGCUGGUUAUUUUCCAAGUGUUCUGAAUCAAUUCGCGCAUGCCGUUCAUUUUCGAAAAAUAUUUGCUCAUUGGAUUUCGGCAAUGUUCUAGCUUUUUCGUACUAAAAAGGGUAGUCUUCAAGUCACGUUCGAUUGGUAUAUGUUACGAACUUUUCAAAUCUACUGGUGCAGAUGGAUUUCACAUUUGGUACAGGUCUUCCGAUUUUUGUUUCUUAUUUUCACGAAGUGCCUCGAGGAUAUGUUCAUGUUUUUUUUUGGAACUUUUGGUACUGUACAUCGUUUUUAGAUGAAGGUUGUAGAUAACUCGAAAUUUCGAAAUUCAGGAUAUUUUAGCUGUGUUCUACGUUUGUUUCGUAAAAUGUUUGCAUUGCUGUUUGGUCGUCGCACUUUUUUCUGUUGAUACAUUGCUGUUUCAGUGUAUUUCGGGUGAUCCCACGAUGUAGAACGAUUGCGGUUUGGUUUGGCCAGUGUAAAAUGUUUCAGGAAACAAUGUUCCCGAAAUUCUUGAUAUUCUGCUUUGACUGACUCAAUCUUGCUUCUUGAUGCAUGGUUUCCGUUGAAAAAGGAGAAGUCGGUCUUCCGGGGUGCUCGGCCUCCCUUCGAUGCGUUUUGAUUGAUUCGUCGAACAAAAUUCUAUUUUGUAGCACUCAAAUCGGAUUUGGAAAACAGGAUGCUUGUUUUCCUGUGUAAAUUUCUCUCUGGAUCUGAUAACACAGCUUCUGAGCUGACGCCAUUUCUCUGUGAUGUACGGAAUGUCAAGAUGCGUUCUUGUUUUUCCAGCGGCAAAUUCUCGCGUGAGUGCCUUCCACGAAGGAAAAUCAAUUCCUUCAUCAUCCACAGUUAGAAAAUUUGCUUUACUUCGUUGCCUCUCGUUCGAUGGAAUGCGAAUCCGCCCACUUUUUUGGCAUUUGACUGAAGUAUUUUUGAGGAAGAUAUCAUCAUGCCUUGUUAUUGUUCGUCAAUGGGGAAACGUCACAACGUCGCUUCUUUUUUUGCAUUCGUGCGAGGAGUUGAGUUUGGUGCUCGAAACAUGUUUAUGUGCAUUCUUUCGGGGAACUUUUCCGAGCCGCUGUAAAUAUUGUUCGUCUCUUGGGCAUUGAAAUUUGUUCAGUUGUAUUUAUUUUGGAUGGAGUUCCGUUGUUUGAACUGAAGUGCUUCAAGUGUGGCAUACAGUUUUUGAUCACGUUUGUUUCAAUA
Messenger RNA from Notodromas monacha, 6682 nucleotides. Lineage: Eukaryota; Metazoa; Arthropoda; Ostracoda; Podocopida; Cyprididae. The record is from the annotation of a GenBank genome assembly.